Molecule: messenger RNA, 438 nt
Organism: Phycomyces blakesleeanus NRRL 1555(-)
Lineage: Eukaryota; Fungi; Mucoromycota; Mucoromycetes; Mucorales; Phycomycetaceae
Exons: 2
Coding region: 1-438 (145 amino acids)
Source: RefSeq, a predicted model, not a curated record
AUGUUGUCUUCUGCAUCCAAUACCAGCUCAUCGUUGGAUGCAGAUCUCAAUUUACUGAGAGAAGCAACUGGAUCGCAUACGACAUGGAACCAGUAUACAUCAGACACCCACCCAUUCCCGGAUCUCCAGUCUAUGGUACUGCUUGCCUUUGUUGAUGGCGAUAAUGACAUGAAGUCCCCGUUCAAGUUACCUCGUUUGGAUGCCCUCUUGAACUAUCAGACCAGGAAAAAGUCCAAGAUUCCUGUAUUUCCAUCCACAAAAGUCGAUAUCCAGUUGCUGGAAAACAAUACCACGUCUGCUUAUAUCAACUUGCCUUCAGACCACGUCCGGUUUCUUGCUGCCAACCCCAAGAAAGCAAGAAACAUGUUUUCCCUCCCUGACCGCACUCCUAACCAGUUCAUUUGUCUACAACAAGGCGAAAAGUGGAGAACACAUUGA